This is a messenger RNA of Neurospora hispaniola, 2875 nucleotides long. RefSeq names its product MFS general substrate transporter. The transcript has 6 exons. Lineage: Eukaryota; Fungi; Ascomycota; Sordariomycetes; Sordariales; Sordariaceae. Gene Ontology annotation, cellular component: fungal-type vacuole membrane. Gene Ontology annotation, biological process: basic amino acid transport; transmembrane transport. The record is from RefSeq and is a predicted model, not a curated record. Gene Ontology annotation, molecular function: basic amino acid transmembrane transporter activity. The coding region runs from base 1 to 2712 and encodes 903 amino acids.
AUGAAGCCGAAGAAUGGACUUGGCGGUUGGAAGUGGAAGUUGAGGCCGAGAAAGGAAAGCGGGGACGAAAUGUUUCGAAGGAUUGCUUCUUCAAGCUGUGUGUUGGCCACCAAAUUCGACCAUACGAGUGUGAAGAGGGAGGGUUCAGACUGUGUACCUAACAGGCCAAAGGCCGGGCACGGUGAGGACCAAGGAGUGGAGGUGCCGAUGAUGGCCCCCUUGCUUUCUUAUGAAAUUCUGACAUCGAUGGAACUCAUCGCCUCCUCCAACCGCUAUGAGACGCUCUUCCCAUCGUAUUGGCUGGCAGGCUGGCUGGCAAAAAGCGUGGAAAUAGCAUUCGCAGUCACUUUCAGGAAACAAAGGCUGCCAAAUAGAAUAGGAGCGAUGGAAAACAUCGUUUUGUCAAAGAACAUCGUUUUAUCAAAGCUGAUAGUUGCUAGGUGGACAGGUAUGGAUGACGAUCAGCUCUUCGAUGAGCCGACCAGCACCGAAGAACUGGAGGGAGUGGCGGGAGAUUACGAUCAAAUGUCUCAGCCAGAAAUUGGGAGACACAAGAGGACAUGGAAACCCAUUAUCCACGGGGUUAAAGCGUCUCAAGCCAGCAAGAUGAACGUAUCUGACUUCGACGAACAGCGGCAUGAAGCUGAUACGCUCGACACGAUUGAGCCCAUCGACGAGUACACCUCGCUCCUCCACCCUCCCCCAUCACCACUACUGAGACCGGAAUAUUCCUCAUCCUCAUCCUCCUCUUCCUCCUCCUCACUAUCGACCAGCACAGUAGAAGCCAUCUCGAGCAUCGUCAAACCCUACAACUUUCCCCCCCGUCAAGAUGAAGAAAGCCAGGCCACCAUCCUCACCGGCGACGACUCCCUCUAUCGCCGCGACCUGUCCCCAUCUUCCGACUUAACACUUACCCAUACCGAUGGAAACCACAAUAACCACCAUCCUCACCACCUCUCAGGCGGGCAAUGGAGGAAUAACCUGGUCCUCCUCCUGGCCGUCUUCCUCGUCAACUCCGACAGCGCCAUCCUCCUGGCCAUGUUCCGCCAGAUCGCCAGUGAUUUUGACAAGUUGACUUCAGCGAGCUGGAUUAUUUCCUCGUACGUCAUCGGUGUCAUUGUCACUCAGCCGCUGUUUGGAAAGUUGAGCGACAUUUACGGGAGGAAGCCCAUGCUUCUCAUCGCGUACGUGUUUUACAUCCUCGGUGGUAUUUUGGCCGGGGCUGGGUUUGCCUUUUGGGGUGUUUUGCUGGGGAGGGGAUUGUGUGGUGUGGGCAAUGCUGGGAUUACAGUGUUGAUUUCUACCUUGAUUGUUGACCUCGUUCCAAUCCGCGAAGUCGCCGUCUGGCGCGGUUAUGUCUACGCCAUCAACCAAGUCGGCCGGGCCAUUGGCCCCUCCCUAGGCGGCAUCAUCUCCGACACCUUCAACUGGCGCUGGUCUCUACUCUGCCAAGUACCCCUCAACACUUUUGGCCUCGUCUUCGUCUGGUGGACCAUGUCCUUUCCCUCUCCCCCCUCCUCCUCAACCUCAAGCGCGAAAUCCAAACUCAAAAGAAUCGACUUCCCCGGCUCCCUCACCCUCGGUCUCUCCAACGUCUCCUUGCUCCUCCUCCUCGACCGAAUCCAACAUCUGCCUUCGCAAGAAGAUGAUAAUAAUCUCUCUCUAAUCACCUUCCUUCAAGACCCUUACACAGUAACCACCCUUUUUCUCUGGCUCUUAUUCCUCACCUCCUUCUUACUCGUUGAAUCUCUCCACGCGGAGGAACCCAUCCUCCCUCUACGCCUCUUGUUUUUGACCAGAAACGUCCUAUCGUCCUACGCCAUCCAGUUCCUGCAAACAGUGGCGCAGAUGGCGCUGUUCACUUCCGUACCACUGUAUUUCCGGCUGGUAAACGGGGACUCGUCAAUCAAAGUCUCAAUGCGACUGCUGUUUAUCACGGUCGGGACGGUGUUGGGUGGGCUGGGCAGUGGGCUGGUGAUCAAACGGACGGGGCUGUACAAGUGGGUGAUUGUGGUGGCUGUGGUGCUGUCGGAUUUGAGUUUUACUGCCAUUUGGCUGAGGUGGAGAGGAGGGGAAGGGGGCACAACAACAAACUGGUGGGAAACGGGAUACGGGUUCCCGGUGGGUGUUGGGUUUGGGGUAAGUUUGUCGGCGGCGUUUAUUGGGUUGACUGCUGCUUUGGAAGGGGAUAAGAAGAAGAAGAAGCCUGGUGAGGGGGGUGGGAGUCAGAUCGCCGUGGCUACUUCGGGAUUUUAUCUCAGUUUGAACUUGGGAAGUCUGUUUGGGGUGAGCGGAGCGAGCUUGAUCAUCAGUUCGGUAGUGGAAAAGACACUCAGAAAAGAGUUGGAUGGGCGGCCCGACAGAAGGCACAUCAUCAAGGAGGUCAUGUCGAAUAUAGACAAGAUUGGAGAGUUGCCGGAUUGGUUGAAGGAAGUGGUGAAAGGGGCAUAUACGAGGAGCUUUGUGUAUGUGUGGUUGUAUGCGCUCGUGGCUGGGUGUUUGGCGCUCGGGGCUAGCUUUAUCAUGAAGGAGGGCCAGUUGAAGGAUACCUCUAGUCAGUUGAGUGGUCCGUCUUCUGUCAAAAAGAAGAGAGUCAGUCGUCCUAGGACGGGAAGGCAGGAAGAGCGAGAGCAAAGGAUUGGAUACAACACCUUUGGAAGCGGUGAAAACAGGGGCACCGAGGAACAGCCACAUGUUGUUCAAUCGGGCUGAAGGCGUGUAGGUAAACGGAUAUCUAUAAUUGGGCUGGUACGAUACGACGAAGGAAGGAAGACGAAGGUCGAAUUUUUACAGGAUCUAAUACGCGUAAUAAUUAGAAGAGUCCGGUAGAGAAUAAUAGUUGCUAGACUAUGUACAAAUGAAGAACUUAGGCAAG